AUGAUCAUCAAAGCUCCACCACCCCCACCACCACCACCACCGCCACCUCCUCCUCCUCCUCCUCCUCCUCCUCCUCCUCAGAUAGUCACAUCCAGUAGGAACCCAUCUCCCCCACCUCCUCUUGUAAGCUCUGAAAAUGUUCCACAGCCAGCACCACGGCCUCCAGCUAAACCUAUUAAGGAUACACGACCUCCACCUCCACCUCCACCACCGCCACCACCUCCACCUUUACCUCCCCUAAGUUCACCAAGCAGAAGUCUUCCAGCUCCAGCUCCACCCCCACCUCCUUUUUCUAGUAAAGGAUCUCUGACUACACUUCCACCUCCACCACCUCCACCUCCACCACCACCUCUGUUUUCUCAAAAAGGACCUCCAUCUUUACCACCCUCCCCACCUCCUGCUGUAAGACAUGCUGGAACAAACGAUGCUCAUGGAGUGCCACCUCCACCUCCACCGCCACCUUUACCUCCCCAGAGAUCCUCUAUUAAAAGCCCUCCAGCUCCGCCCCCACCUCCUCCUUUGUACAAUAAAAGACCUCCAUCUCCAUCACCCCCUCCUGCUGUAAGCCGUGUUGGAACAAAUGGGGCUCGUGGAGCACCGCCUCCACCCCCACCUUUACCACCCCGGAACUCUUCAGGAAAAGGGCCUCCUGUUCCGCCACCCCCUCCUCCUUCAUAUAGUAAUAGACCUCCUCCUCCACCACCACCACCACCACGUCCUGCAAAUACAAGCCAUAUUGGGAUAAAUGAUACUCGUGGAGCCCCACCUCCUCCUCCACCACCACCACCACCACGUCCUGCAAAUACAAGCCAUAUUGGGAUAAAUGAUACUCGUGGAGCCCCACCUCCUCCUCCACCACCUCCAAUAUUAAGUCAUGGUUCUCCAAUUCCCCCACCACCUCCUAGACUUCCUUCCCGAGGUGGGCCAGUUCCACCACCACCGCCACCACCACCAUCUCAGGUAUCAAAGCAGUCUGUUCCUGUGCCGUCUCCACCACCCUUUCAUGGGGUAAGCCAUGCAAAUAUACCUGGUCGACCACAACAUCCUGGAGCAAAAGUGCCAGUUAACCCAAUACCACCACCACCAUCUGCUGCUGGAAGGGGAAGAUCUAUGGCACCAAAUUCAGGACGAGAUCGUGGAGCUACGCCAGGUGCUAAUGUACCUAAGAAAGCAUCUUUGAAGCCACUACACUGGGUUAAGGUUACUCGAGCAGUGCAAGGAAGUUUAUGGGCUGAUUCUCAGAAACAGGAGAACCAAGCAAGGUAG
Molecule: messenger RNA, 1266 nt
Organism: Spirodela intermedia
Lineage: Eukaryota; Viridiplantae; Streptophyta; Magnoliopsida; Alismatales; Araceae
Source: the annotation of a GenBank genome assembly